AUGGAGAGAAGAGACCACGCUGGAAUGGCCAGGAAUGAAAAAGUUCUGAACUGCUCAUACCCAAACCCUGGUGCAAUUUUCAAGCUGAUUUGCUUUCCCUGGGCAGGAGGUGGCUCCUUUCACUUUGCCAAAUGGGGUCAAAGUAUGCAAGAUUUCGUGGAAGUGUACUCCAUAAGGCUGGCGGGAAGGGAAAGCCGCUUGGAAGAACCUAUAGCAAGUGACCCCGACCAGGUAGUUGAUGAAAUUGUUUGUGCUCUGCUACCAGUCAUCCAGGAUAAACCGUUUGCAUUUUUUGGCCACAGUAUGGGGUCCUAUACUGCUUUUCUGACUGCAGUACAACUGAAAAAAGAACACAAACUAGAACCGAUACAUUUAUUUCUGUCAAGUAGUUUUGCUCCUUAUGAAAAGAACUCUCGACUUGCCGAAUAUCAACAAAUGUCAGACGAGCAAGCCAGCGUGUUCCUUACGGAUAUCGGAGGCACUCCCAAGAAUUUAACUGACAACAAGGAACUUUUCAAACAAACUAUUUCCAAAAUGAGAGCAGAUGGAGAACUUUUUAAAAAGUACAUCUUUGAUAUUACAACUAUCUGGGGCAUUCUAACUUGUGACCUAACAUGCUUUCAGGGAUCUGAUGACACCAUUAUAAAAGAUAUGAAAGCCUGGGCAAAGAUAACCAGUGGAAAUACUGAUAUCCAUGUGCUUCCAGGAGACCACUUUUAUCUCAUGGAAACUUCCAAUGAGAACUUCAUCAAGAACUAUAUAACCAAGAGUCUAGAAUUUUCAAUGUUUGCCUGA
This is a messenger RNA of Hipposideros armiger (great roundleaf bat), 795 nucleotides long. RefSeq names its product oleoyl-ACP hydrolase (gene OLAH). The transcript has 7 exons. The record is from RefSeq and is a predicted model, not a curated record. Gene Ontology annotation, biological process: lipid biosynthetic process. NCBI's taxonomy places the organism in Eukaryota, Metazoa, Chordata, Mammalia, Chiroptera, Hipposideridae. The coding region runs from base 1 to 795 and encodes 264 amino acids.